Molecule: messenger RNA, 2991 nt
Organism: Cavenderia fasciculata
Lineage: Eukaryota; Evosea; Eumycetozoa; Acytosteliales; Cavenderiaceae
Gene: pms1
Product: MutL DNA mismatch repair protein
Exons: 2
Coding region: 1-2991 (996 amino acids)
Biological process (GO): mismatch repair
Cellular component (GO): MutLalpha complex
Molecular function (GO): ATP hydrolysis activity; ATP-dependent DNA damage sensor activity; mismatched DNA binding
Source: RefSeq, a predicted model, not a curated record
AUGAUAUCAUCUACAACAACAACAACUUCUGAUACGAGUACAACUGCAGAUACUACUUGGACUACACAAAAUACUAGUACAACAACAUCAUUGUCGGUAGGAGGGAAUAUUAAAGCAAUCGAUAAAGAUAGUGUACAUCAAAUAUGUAGUGGACAGGUCAUUUUAGAUCUGAGUACGGCCGUCAAGGAAUUGGUAGAGAAUAGUUUGGAUGCAAAAGCAACAAAGGUGGAGAUAAGACUAAAAGAGUAUGGUGAAGAUGCUAUAGAGGUUAUUGACAAUGGAUCGGGUGUGGAAGCGGCCAACUAUGUCGCGCUGACACUCAAAUACUAUACAAGCAAGUUAUCAAAGUUUAGUGAUCUCGAAAGCGUCACUAGUUUUGGGUUUCGUGGUGAAGCGCUGUCGUCGUUGUGUGCACUGGCCAACGUUUCGAUCACAACACGACACUCGUCUGCAAAGGUCGCACACAAGAUUGUCUAUGACCAGUCGGGCGUCAUCACGUCUCAAACAGAGUGUGCUAGAGAGGUGGGUACCACCGUCACACUCACCAGCCUUUUCAAACGGCUGCCUGUACGUUACCAAGAGUUUAAGAGAAACCUCAAAAAAGAAUACGCAAAAUUGCAGACCAUCCUCCAAUCGUAUGCAGUCAUUAGCACUGGUGUGCGAAUAUCCUGCUACAACACGGUCAAGAAUAGCAGACAAUUGGUGUUUUCAACGAGUGGAUGCAAUGACAUUAAAGACAAUGUCGUCAGUUUGUUUGGAAAGCAAGCUCAAAUGUUGGAUCGCAUAGAUGUGGAAAACGAAUUGUUUCACGUCAAGGGACUGGUCAGCAAGGUUGGACAGCUCAAUGGAGUGGGCAGUGUAGUGGGUUCACAGACUGCGGCUGGAGGGAACGGUGGUCUCAACGCACAGAUGGCGCGUAGUUGUGGCGACAGACAAUUCAUCUUUAUCAAUGGUCGUCCAGUCGAUUUCCCAGCACUCACUAAAACAGUCAACUCAAUGUACCAUUCAUUCCAAAAAAAGGGUUCCUAUCCAGUUUUAUUUCUCGAUAUCAAAAUGAAUCCCAACACUUACGAUGUCAAUGUCACACCAGACAAGAGAAAAGUAUUUAUUCAAAAAGAAGAAAUACUCUUAACCCUCAUUGGUGAUCAUCUCAAAUCACAUUGGGAAAAAGCACAAUCAACUUUUGAUGUUUCUUCAAGUGGUAAUCAACUUUUUAGUCAACUAUCAAAUAAUGAUCAAAAUAUUAAUAAUAAUAAUAAUAAUAGUAAUAGUGGUGGGACAAUAAGAAAAAGUAUUGUAAAUAGUCAAAAAAUUUCACAACCAAAUAAUAGUAAUAAUAAUAAUAAUAAUAAUAGUAGUAAUAAUAAUAAUAAUAGAAUGGAUAUGACAGAUGAUGAUAAUAAUGAACCUUUGGAUAAUGAUAUUGUUGGAGAUUUUGUCCAACCACAGAUAUCAUCAUCAUCAUCAUCAUUGUCAAACAGACAAGUAAAUACUCCUGUACAGGGUAGUUCAGAUGAUAUAUUUAAUGAUAGUGACGAUCCUAUCAGUGACGCUACGCCCGUAUUUAAUUCAAAUAACAAGAGACCGGCUCAAUCAUCUUUGGAUGAAUUUUUAUAUGUUCCAAGAGAUAUGAAAAACUCUACAACAUCAUCUUCAUCCCCUUCAGUACCUCCUUCACCAACUUUAUCAUCAUCAUCAUCAACAUCAAAACAACAAGAUAGUCCAAAAUCAUCAGUACAUGUAAAUAAGAAACAAUCAUUGGCAAUGCCAUCUAAAAUUAGCUCUGUAAAUAAUAUUAAAUCAUCUGUAUUGACCGAUCAAGACAAUCCAGUAUUUGCUCAAGCAAUAAGUGGAAAAAAACAAGACCAAGAAGAAGAUUUCGAAGAUGAUGAACCAAAAUUUGAACAAAGUAAAUUUAAAUUGACCGAUACUCUAAAGGCAACAAUGACUGCAACUCGACCCAAAGACCCAUUGUUGGAUGAAAAAGUUGAUGCAAGGGAUGGAUUUCAACAGAAAAAUACAAAAACACAUAAUCUUACAGUCAAGACUGGAUUGGAACAAAUUCAAAAACUUUACAAGAAUCGAACAACUGUUGCCAACUAUGAUUAUUGUUGUUCUUAUGCUCCAAAUAUUACUGGUUGCUAUAAUAAUGGAACCAAAAAAAGAAAAGCAGAAAAGGAACAACAACCGGCUCCUACACAAUCACAAGGAUCUGAUCCCUCAUCAUCUCAAAACAAAACAUUUCUUUCUAGUGUAGGAGCAUUCACUGCAAAAUCAAAUAGAAACACUCAACAAACAACAAUGGACAAGGAUGUGGCCGAAAAAGAACUUAGUCUGCACAUUAAAAAGGAAGAUUUCCUCAGGAUGCAAGUCAUUGGCCAGUUUAACAAUUCCUUUAUCAUUGCCAGACUCGAUACUGAUCUUUUUAUUGUCGACCAACAUGCAGCCGAUGAAAAAUACAACUAUGAAACACUCCAAAAAUCACACGAACUCAUCUCUCAACCAUUGAUUCGUCCAACUCAUAUACAAUUGACAGAUGAAGAUGAAGAGAUUCUCAUUGACCAUUUAGAUCUCUUUAAAAAGAAUGGUUUUAUCUUUGAUGUCAAUAGAAAUGCUCCUCCAACGAAGCGCGUUAAAAUUGUUUCUCUUCCUUUUAGUAGAAAAUGGACUUUUGGUCCAAAUGAUAUUUAUGAAUUAAUAUUUAUGAUUAAAGAAAGUUUGCCUGGACAAGUUUGUAGACUUCCUCGAAUAUCUGCAAUGUUUGCAUCUAGAGCAUGCAAGAAAUCAAUUGUUGUUGGAAUGCCACUUACACAUGAACAAAUGAGAAAGGUGUUGUCCAAUCUCUCGCAACUCGAGAAUCCUUGGUGUUGUCCUCAUGGUCGACCAACCAUGAGACAUUUAAAUAAUCUAACAAAAACAAACCAAAUUGUUGAAGAUGCUUUUAAUUCUAGACUCAAAUAUAAACAAAAACCACCAAAUGACGAUAAAUAA